Molecule: messenger RNA, 7649 nt
Organism: Cynoglossus semilaevis (tongue sole)
Lineage: Eukaryota; Metazoa; Chordata; Actinopteri; Pleuronectiformes; Cynoglossidae
Gene: ankrd33ba
Product: ankyrin repeat domain 33ba
Molecular function (GO): protein binding
Source: RefSeq, a predicted model, not a curated record
UUUAAAAUUGUUUUGGGGACAAAUCACAGCCAUCCUCAGCCACAGGCUGCUGACAGAGAAUCGAUUUGAUUUCAUGUCACAUUGAAACCAGUAGUUCUCAAGGUAGGGGGUGUGUCCCAGAGCUAUUGCAGGGAGAGCAGCAUGUCAAGAACGGUUUAAAAUAUUUCCAAUUUAGGAAUUUCUGUAUUUGUCAUACAGUAAAAAUUGACUUAUUUGUAUGUUUGGAAAAAUAUUAAUGUAGAUUUGAAGCACUUAUUAAAGCUAUGAAUGUACCAUGAGGGUGUUGGAAACUGGACGAUAGUCCUAUUUACACAAGGGGGCACUGCUGAAAAAGAGUUACACUAAACUGAUCUCUGGACCUACAGUUAGUUCAAUCACAGUGACCAGACAUAAUGACACGUAUACAACAGCAUCACUCGGAUAACUUUCAGGUACUGUAUACAAGUACGUACUGUAUAUUAAGCUUGAUGAGUCAGUGCGAUGAAGAGGAGGAGGUUCACAGAGACGUCAGACACAGUGGUGUCUGCUGUGCCUCCCACAAUGUUUUUCUAAAAUUAUGGUUAUUAUUGGUUGGAAUUGCUUUUGUCGGAAAGAGCAAUUUGUCAACAUCAACAGGACAUUUCAAUUUUUCUCGCUGUCAUCAUAAAACUGUUUGCUGGUGAUUUUUAGUGAGGCAGUUUUUUUACUCAGUGGCACGCAGAAUGAUUUUGCAAUGGGCACAGAAGGCAAAGCUGAUGCUACCAAAAUGUAGACUUAUGGAUAGGUUUUAUACACACGCACACACACACAAGACAGUUUCACAAAUGAAAUAUUGCAGCUGUGGCUGAGUCAAAGAGGAUCAGUGGACAGAUAAAGUCCCCCAUAACCCAAUGGCAUUCCAUCUAAUCACACGACUCUGCUGACAAGGACUUUUGUCCAAUAUCCUCAACAAUAUGACCUGAAUAAUGUGUUGCUGAAUAACUGCUAUAUUUUGAUCCACUCACAAGACUUUGGCCAAAUAUUCAUUGCUGUGUUUGACCCAUCAAUGACCUGUGUUGUCAUUAACUUGCAAAGAUCAUAACAUCAUCGUUCAACUAAGAAUUACCAUUUUGAGCCCAUUCAAUAAUCCAGGGUUAUGUCGGCACAUAUUGCAAAAUGGUAACAAAUCAUUCAACUGCUUUAUUGUGCUGUUCCAGCUCGUCAGGUGCCGCUUAUUAUAUAACCAAUGUGCUGAAACCAGUCCAAAUUUAACAGUCAUUGUCUUUGUUACACAUGAUACAUAUGAUUACUGCAAAGUCUUUAGAUUCCCAAAGUGGGGGGUGGGCCCCCCUUGAGGGACAUUUUUGCAGGAGAAGUACAGCAUAGAAAAAGUUUCUGAGACCUUCCACAUGUUUCAGUUUUACUCAUACAGCUUUUUGGGCAACACUUGUAUUUUUUACUUUUUUUUUUUUUUACUGUGCAACUGCAGAUCUAUUUACUGUUGCUCCAACAUUGCAGGAUUUUGGAAGAAUGACAGCAACAUGAUGUCACUGCAUGCAAGAUGUUUGUGAUUUAACUUCAGGGCGGAUCUUGUUGCACAUGCUUGCACGGUUUCUCCAAGGUUCACAUGCAACGUCACUUCUCCAGGGACGUGAUGAAUGUAGCAGAGCAGUGAAAAGGAGAUGGGAGAAGACGGAGUGGAUACAAAGGCUCUGUUUUUUAAAGGUUGCUGCCUGAAAGAUUUCAGAGUGAACAGCAGCGAAACAUGAAUCGAUGUAUGUGAAUUUAGAGAAUAUACAGAAAACGUUAUCUUGUGUAACUAACUAUUGUCAUUGCUAUUACAAUUAAAAGGCUAUUGCCUAAAAAUCAUAUUAUGUUAUAAUAAAACCUACUCACUCUUAAAAAAAUAAAUUAUUAGUCUGAUGGUCAAAUGGUCAGAACGUGUUGCAAAGCUGUAACUGUGAGAAAAAAUUAUGACUUUCACUGUUCAAUGGUUCAAAGAUUAAUAACAAAAUAAAAAAACACUUUCCUAUAAAAAAUUGGGAUGAUUAUAGAAAGAAAAAGGAACAUUUCACAAUCUUAAAAAACAGACAAACACAAGCCUUAAAACUCAGAUCUGAACACUUUCAGUUCACCAUUGAUCCUGCUCAUACAUAAACACGACAGUCGAGCCCUUGUGUCACGGGGGAGACACAGAGACAAGCUUUGUACAACUCUCCUGCUACGAGUCAGGUCCAGGAGUGUUAUGGAUGUUUGUGGUUUCAGGGGGAAUUAAUGAAUGGCUGAGUGAGGGACGUUGUACAGGAGCUCCUCUAAACCCACCAGCAGUAAAGCUGCUGUUGUGCUCAGGUGGUGCAUUUGUGAUGCAGGCAUGAGAACUACCAAGCUGUUGUAGGGAGAAAUGUGUUUUUGAUCUCUUCAACGCAUCAAACUUUGAAUCAAAUCUUCUAUUCUGUCCAUGUCAAAGUGUUUUUAUUUAGAAGAAGAAUAUCCAUGUCUUAUCAGAUCCUAUUUCAUGCAUAAAAUAAAUUAGGUAAAAUGAUAAAUGCAUGUAACUAAUUGACCGAGGAUUGUUUUUUAAAUAUACAGCAAUUUAAAUGGACUGAAGCAGUUUACAGUGGAACAUUGGCUAAAAGGCACGUAGACAGGAGCAGAAUCUGAUUCCUUUCACUUUUGGUAUGCUAAGCAAACUUGCCUAAACAAGCCUGGAGUUAUGUGCCUGUUGGAAAACAGAAUUUUUUCCCCCCACAUGGGUUGGUGCAUCACUAGUUCAAUGUGUUUCAUUAUUUUAUUUUUAAUUUUUGUUGGUUUCAUGACUGUUAUAUGUUGAAGCUGCAUUAUAGUGAAAAUCUGUUAGAAAUAGAAUUAAUUAGAUGGAGUGGUUAUUCCAUUAUCUGUUUGGUACUGUCACUCAGAAUGAUGCGGUCCAAGUUUCCAACUCCCUGCCAUAGACUUCUCCUACCAGACUUUUUUUUUCAUAGGGCCCAGGAGUCGAUGUCUGAUAACUGAAUCUGUUCUACAACACGAUAAACUUCAGCCAUCCAAAUUCGGACCAAACGUUUCAUGGAAAUCCAAACAGAAAUAUAUUAUUCAUCUCAUUCUGAAAGCAAAGGCAUAAUAAAACUCUGGCAGAGAGAAGUGUGUGAAACAGACUGAAGAGACAACUCUUGAAUUUCCCCGUGGGAGAUUCUUAAAGGAAAUUAAAACAUUUUCUAUCUAAAUAUUUUAAUUAAAAUGUUCAAUCAUCUUGUGUCUGUGGUUUGAAACAUUUUCACAGAUAAACAGAUCAGUAGGACGGCCAACACUCACAGGCACCCACACAUCACCAGGAUGAUACCAUAGCGAUGGAGGAGUCACAUAAGAGUAGAGUGCGCAGCUGGGGGCAGAUGGAGGUAUAAUAAUUGCUACACACUGGGACUGUUAUGCAAUUGUUUUUUCCCCUACAGCUGAUGUCAGCAAAGUCAUGUUAUCACUGAGGAAAACUGGCCAUGUUUAAUAAAUCUGCAUUUCUUCCCCUCAUUCUUUUAGUGGACGAUUCCUUGUCAUCACAUUUGUUAUCUUGGUAAUAUAUAUUUACUGUCUUCACAGUAUUUCUCAUGCAGCAGAGAUAAUCGCCUCGCCCAUGGUCACAUCAUCAUGUGGUUCACCUGGGAUUGAACCCCAGUCUUUUUUAUUAGACGGCAGCCUGCUUUGCCAACUGAACACAGCUGCUCAGUGGGCGGCUGGUUUCUGGUGCAGUAUUUGCCAAUGUCUCCUACCACCAAGCUCUUUUAGAAGGUGUUAAACAUGGGGCACAGUGUUGCCAUGACAUGUCAGUAGCAGGAAGUAGAUCUAAUCAGGCCAGAUACAGCAACACUGGCCCUGGUUGGUCGAUUCAGUUUGCCAAAUUAGUGCUGGCCAGACAGACAGAAACUUUGGUGAGUUGCCUUCUCACACCAGCCAUGAAAAGAUGAGCCUUUUGCCAAUUUCUACUUAUUUAAAAGACGAGAACACUGACUAGUUACAGAAAUAGUUUAUCUGUAGUUUUGCUGAAGGUUUUUUAAAGGUUUGUUGUAAUAGUAAUAAUAGAGUUUCUACAACUUUUCAGAGAAAUUUGUCAUUUAAAGUAAUUUAAAACAUCCUUUCAGCUGAAAAUAAUUACAUAAGACUAAGUAAGAUACACACUAAACCUGCAUCUAUUAAUCUCAGAGGUAUGGAGAGACGCCGAGAGAGGGUGAGAGAGAGAGAGAGAAAGAGAAAGAGAGGGGGAGAGGUCCGAGUCCCAUCUACAGUAAUCGGCUUAGGGGACUGUGUUAACAGACUGUCGACUGUGUCCAGAUCUUCCUUUCUGCUGUAGUUGUGUUUUUUAAAAAGUCUGCAUACGCGUGCAUGUGACAGCUAACCGGAUGAGCAGGCAGCCUCUUUCACUGCGUGGGACGUCCACGGCUCAGGUGGGCACAGUUAUGUCAACAGGUCCUGGAAGAUGACUGACGGCUGCUAGACUCUGUAGGGUAUCGGGGAUUAAGGGCAAUCCUUUGUUUUUAUCCACGGGAGAGGCUUCGCUUUGAGGGAGACAGAGAGACAGCGAGUCCCAUGUCCGCGCCUCGGCGCGUCAGGCUGCGCUCCAUCCCGAGGACAGUGCCUUAGGAUCGGGGGGUUAGAUGGUGCUUAUCACGGAUGACAGGGAUGGAGGAGGCGCCUCGUUGGUCCGGGUCAAACAGCUCCAUCAGCAGCAGCAAAAAGCUCAGGUCCACCCGGGCACAGCGGGGGAGCUGGUGUCCCACUCUGAUGAUGAGGACUGUCUGAGUUCGUGCGAAAAUGGAGUUGACUUGGAGGUCGGAGCAGAGCAGGAGGGCGCAGAGGAGGAUGAUCAGUUCGAAGAAGUUGACUUGGAGGACUUGGACGAGUGUCGGAGCAUCACUUCGGACGACUCCUUCUACCCUCCGAAUGAUGCAUUUGUGGACUGGUCCCCACCGAGCCCCGAAUCCCUGUCCUUUUUCCAAGCGUGCUGCACCAACAACGCAGCCAUCCUCCGAAUAAUGAUCCGGAAAGGAGUCAAGGAGGAGGAGGUGAAAGAGAGGGACAGGAACAACAGGAUAGGACUGCUGGUGGCCUGUUACCAAGGUUACGUGGACGUUGUCAUAGCCCUGUCUCAGUGUCCGUAUCUGGACGUCAACUGGCAGGACAGUGAAGGGAACACAGCUCUCAUCACUGCUGCUCAAGCAGGCCAUAUAACAAUCACCAAGAACUACUACCCUGGCUUGGACAUAGAGAGGAGAAACUGCCAUGGUUUCACCCCGUUGAUGAAGGCAGCCAUGCAGGGCAGGGUGGAGUGUGUACGUUCGCUCAUGAUGGCAGGGGCUUCCCUGAGUGCCAGAGACAGUGGUCGUCACCUGACUCCCAGAGAGUGGGCUUUAUUUACCGGCCGUUAUGAAACUGCCUGGGUGAUGAUGCGUUUGAUGGAACGGCCCAGUCCAAACCAGUGCUGUGAAACAUACAGUCUAGAGUGGCCACUGCUCGCACCACUCGUAGCCAAAGCUCGCGAGUCACGCGGCUGCCUGAAACGUCUGUCCAGCACCAUAAGACACGUCUUUAACAUUGCCAAUGUCACCAACCCUGAAGACAAAGGUGUGAUCGACCACAUGGUCUCCAUCACCACGGCCAUUAGGAGCCCAUUCCUCGCUGUUGUUUGUCAUACAGUGUGUCCAGACAGCCCCCCAAGAGUGGGAAAACGGCGCUAUGCAGUUCCUGAAAUCAUGCGCCAGCAGCGAGCCAAGAAUUUACGCACUGUGAAUAUUGACAUGUUGGAUGGCCACCAAAAACUCUUGGAAAACACCAGGGCCAAGAAUGUGGCAGAUCGCCGGGCCAGCCUCCAGGCUCAGAGCUUGGUGCGUCGACACAGGAGCCUGAGCCUGGGUGUUGUGGCCUACAAUGAAGCCGUGGAGCUGCGAAGAACCAGCCUGCUGCCGGUGCCUACGGCGAUGAGAAGAAGCAGCAUCAGGCCGGGUAUUAGCAUCCCCAAACUGAGGGUGUCCAAAGCUCCUACACCGACCUAUGAACCGGAAAGGAUCCGUAGAAGGAGCUCCAAAGAUGGAGGAGGGCACCUGCUGCAGAUCCCAAGGUGGAGAUACAAGGAGCUAAAGGAGGAGCGCAGGAAAGCGGAGGAGGCUGAGAGGAGGAGGCUGGAAGCUGUGACCAAAAGGCACAUUUCAACUGUGAAAAGAAACUGACAUUGUUUCCCUCAAGGGAUGAAAUGAUCUACAGAAAAAUGUGAUCUCACCAGGUCAUCAGGGUUCAACACAUCUGUGUUUUUUCUGCAAUCUUUGAAAUCCUUCACACUCAGGGUAAAAAGCACAGACAGUGUCGUUAGAGAACGCCAUUAGAUUUUAAAGUUGCGUUUAUCUGCUUCUUGACUGAAUAAACGAAACAUGAAGUCAGACUGGCUUUUUACAAAUGUCUUUUUGUCCUUUGUGAUAUCACACAGAGGUUUUGAUACAUGUUGGCUUCUCUCUUAACUCUUUGUUUAUAUAUAUAUAUAUAUAUAUAAAUAUAUAUAUAUAUAUAUAUAUAUAUUCUAAAAAUUCAAAUUCUAUUUUUGGACACAUUUUAGUGUUCCACACACUGGUGUUGUGGAAGGCAAUUACAUAAAACCAAAGCAGAAUGUGUUUGUUUUUUUGUUUUUUGUUUUUUUACAAAUAGAAUUAAGAUAAUAUUCACAGAAAGCUAGACAAAAGCUUUUAUAGAAAACAAUAUUUUGGAUACCUUUUAAAACAAAAAGCUUUGUAAAAACAAAUAUACUGACCUAUUAUACUUGUGUAUAUUUUGAUACUAGCAAUUAAAAUGUAUAUUGUUGACAAACUUUAUUUUUAAUUUAAUUUAGAGUUUUUAGAGUUUAAAAUAUGUUCUCUUGCUGAUAUUUGACUUUUUUAAUGUUUAAAAUGAUCUAUAACACUACUGUUUAUGCAUUUGGUGAUAUUUAUACUGAGCGGGAAGAAAGUUCAAAUUCUCAACUACACCGUUUACAUUCCUGAAAUUAUUAUAGAGUAUAAAUAUAAAAUAAUCAGAUUUCAUGCAAUGACAAUUUUUAGAUGUGUGUGUUUGGUGCAUUGAGAUGAGGAACCGAAUAAAAUGUUCUGCUAACACUAGCGAUCACUGUAAUUAAUGUUACGUCCAACAGAACAAAAAGAAUGUCUCACUUCACACAGCAGUAAUAAAACUACAGGGUCAUAUUACUUCACUGAAUCUCCAUAUUUUAAAGCAGAAAAAAAGAAGAAGAAAAAAACUGUGAGCGCCGACAAAAGGCUGCGAUAAAACACUGUAUGGAUUUGGAGAGGACAAUUUCACGGUCCUAACUCCUUCUGGUGAUUGCGGUUGAAGUGCCAUCUGAGAAUGAGCGACUAAUAUAAAUGGUGAUGAGCUGCUAAGGGGUUGUAAGGGCAUCGCGUGGCUAAAUUGUUUCUUCAAAUAAACUUCAUUGACUUCAGAGUGGCAAUCUGCUCAGAUACUCCCCAGAGGAAGUCAUUUGAACACAACAAAGGAUGAACAAUGGGCACAUUUAUUUAACUCUGCCCAAGUGGCUGCAGCAUUAACAUAUUUAACAUUAACACGAAGAGGUUCUUCACAGUUGUCUGUUUCACAGUCUUUUUUUUUUUUUUGAUUGAGCUGUUGUAGGUUUGCUAAACGUAUACGUUUAUUUGCUUCAUCCAGGAGUC